Molecule: messenger RNA, 1047 nt
Organism: Vigna unguiculata (cowpea)
Lineage: Eukaryota; Viridiplantae; Streptophyta; Magnoliopsida; Fabales; Fabaceae
Product: BTB/POZ domain-containing protein At3g56230-like
Molecular function (GO): protein binding
Source: RefSeq, a predicted model, not a curated record
AUUUAUUACGAUGGGUCAAAGAAAUGCAUUAUAUAAAGAAUGGAGGAAAGUGGCAACUCUUUCAAUUACCAAGUUCUUUCUGCUGCGAUUUAAGAAAGCAGAGGAGUAAGGAGAAGCAGAAACAGACAUGGAUUGUUGCGUGUGUACGACGAUGCCACUGAUACUAAGGCCUCCGAGGAAUACAAUAUGUGGUGCAUGUUACGAAGGAGUAAGGAGCAUAAUCAACAUGAUGAGCAAUUUCGAAACUGAGAAAGUAAAACCAACAAUGGCCAAUCCAAAUCCAAACCCUUCUCCAGUUUCGCGAAGAAAUUCGAGUAAGACACUUGAUGAUUGCAUAAGAUGGUGUUCAGAGCAUAUAGAAGAGUUUAAUGAACAGAAGGAAGACUUGGUUUUUCUGAGAGGCUUCGUUGCAGCCUUCAAAACACAGAUUCACACAGAUAUAUUGGUCACACCAGGAAGACACGGUCCACCUAUCCCCGCACAUAAGUCCAUUUUGGCUGCAAGAUCAGAAAUAUUUAAGAACAUGCUAGAGUGCGACGAAUGCAAAGAAGCACCGAGUAAGAGCAUAACUAUACCCGAUCUGAAGCAUGAAGAACUUGAGUGUCUUCUUGAGUUUCUGUACAGUGGAAGAUUGGGUGAGGAAAAAUUGGAGAAACAUGUGUACGCGUUGUCACAAGCAGCGGAUAAGUAUGUGAUCCCACAUUUGCUGAAACACUGCGAACGCUACCUUCUGAGUUCGCUAAGCACUUGCAAUGGCCUUGAGACACUUGAGAUUGCAGACACUUGUUCCAACCACAAGUUGAAGGAGACAACCUUGGAUUUCUUGGUUAAGAACAUUGACCGUGUUGUGUCCUCACCCAAAUUUGAAGCUUUUGUUCACAGGAGCCCGCACCUUACUGUGCAACUGGUUACAAGGGCCUUUGUCAAUGGUGCUAAAUGAUCCAUUUCUCUUUAUGUUUAAGAGCUACCGAUGCUUUAUUUUUUUAAAUUCAGCAGUGUAUUUAUUGCUCAGACCCAUAAAUGAUAGAGUAAUGAUAUUUUUGACAA